Messenger RNA from Colletotrichum fioriniae, 1221 nucleotides. Lineage: Eukaryota; Fungi; Ascomycota; Sordariomycetes; Glomerellales; Glomerellaceae. The record is from RefSeq and is a predicted model, not a curated record.
AUGGAUCUCAUCAUCUUCUACUCCCCAGACAAGUGCACGAUGACCUACUACAUCAACAACGAGCAGGCGGGUUACAAGAUCGAGUACCCUUUUGCUUACAUCAAGAACAUCUUCCUCGAGAACCAGGAGGGCGACCCCAACAAGCCUGGUGGCAUCGUCAUCGAGCUGAACCGGGCUCCCAACUUCUUCAUGGACUCCUCUCCCCAAGCCAGCGGAUUCUUCCAGUGUGGCGACUUCACCGAGGACCAGCAGGCCUCGCACUGCUUGGUUCACCACCUCGGUGGCAACCCUAAGGUUCUCAGCGGCCAGUUGGCCAAGCUUGUUUCCUUGGAGGCCUUCAUGAACCGCAACAACCCGCACCCCUUCAUCGAUCAGCAGCACGCUCUGUCCAUGUCCGCUCCUGUGUCGCCCAGCCGCCCUUCAUCGCAGCCCAACUUUGCCCAGCCGCACGUUGGCAUGUUCCAGGAGUCUUGGGGCAUCAACCACAUGCAUCCCGGUAUGCGUGGACCUGGCCACAAGAGACAACGCAGUCGCUCCGUGCCCAUGGCCGUCGAUUUCUCGAUGCUCCAAACGCCCAUGCCCUCCUUCUACAUCCAGCAGCCGGGUGAGAUGGCUGCUCCUCAGACGCCUGGUCCCAACAUCUACGCACCGAUUCCUCAGCAGCCUGGUGGACUCGGCCCGAACUUGAGAAUCGACACUCAAGCCGGAUUCGGUCUGGACAUGCGCCAGUACCCCAUGUCUGCCACCACCGCCUCUCCUUCCGAGUUCCCGACGAGCCCCAACUUCUUCUCCCAGGGCCCUGAGCCGAGCCCUCUCCCGGCCGCUUCCAGCUACAACACGCCGUACGGCAGUGCCUUCCUCUCUCCAAUGGCCCACCCGUCACCGAGCAUGAUCCCGCCCUCCGUGUCUCCCCUUUCAUUCGGCAGCCACCACGGAGAGCCGUCCAUUGUUGAACAGUCACCUCCGCUCUCCAUGCUCGGUAGAUCUGCUUCCGCCGAUAUCUACCAGCAGGGCGACAACGGAUCAUGUGCCGUGUCUGAUGAUGGCACCGGCCUGAACGAGAUGUACUCCAAGCACACCAUUAACCUGCCGAUGCACCCUCACUCACCUGCGUAUGGUGAGCAAGGCCACAACGACCUCGACAUGAACCAACUGGUCCAGUUUGACCACGUUGACCCCAACUCAAUGUCUCCCGAGUCCAUGCACCAAACACCCCACUGA